UAACACACAAACUUUUAUACGGAAUCUAGUAAAUAAUAUCAAUAUUCAACUUUUAAAUUUAUGAAAUAAAUAAUUUUUUAUUAAUUAAAUUUACUAACCUUUAUUUAUAGGCUGCAUGAUGGAUGGAAAGUUGUUGUCUGUGAUGCUCGAUGGUGGUAGCUGCACCAAUAUAGUGAGUUUUGAUGUAGUUAAGAAGCUGAGAUUGAGUACUGUUAAGCAUUCACAGCCUUACAACCUUCAUUGGUUGAAAGAUUAUGGAGCCAUCAAGGUCAACAAGAUGGCCAAGGCUCGAUUUCAUAUUGGUGAGUAUGCAAAUGAAGUAUGGUGUGAUGUUGCUCCAAUACAGCUCAUCCACUAUUGGGCCGUUUGUGGUAAUAUGAUCUUGGAGUUACUCACGGCGGAAGAGGGGCUUAUGCAAUUUCGGUUGACCGAGCAAGAGAGAGACAACGGGAUAGCGAGAAGGGGAAUCCCCGAUUAGAGGGAGGGAGAGUGUCGACCGACGAAUAUGACGUCCGACCUAGGAUCGGGCCUAGGCGGAUGAAAGAUACAUUUUCCUUGUUUGUUUUGGUUAUUUUAUUUGCCUUGGACUAGACUAUAUGAAGGGUUAAAGACACGAAUUUUAGUUAGUUUUGAAGAAUAUUGAUUUUUAUCUUGGUUUAUUGAACUUUAGACUUGUGAAUUGUUUUCUGUAUCAAUCAAGUUUUUCCCCUUUAUUGUGAUCGGGAUUCUUAUCUUUUAUAGAGCCUUCUCCCAUCUUUGUGAUUAUACUUUCAAUUUUGUUAUAUCCCAAAUAAAAAUCCUAAAAAUCACUUUUUUGUUGAUCUCGAAGUUGCGCGUUACUUUGAUAACUACGAGUGCUGGAUCCAUGUUCGUAUCAAAUGAGUUAUUAUAUGUGUCUAUUUAUAAUAAUUUUGUUUAUAGAUCAUCAGUUCAUUAAACGUACUUUUAACGGUUUAACAUCGGUUAGAAAACUAAAAUAUAAACUGUUUGCUAUAUCGGUUUAUACUCCGAUUCGAUUCUAACCACAAUGGUGUUGUAAGGUAAACCAGAACGAGAACCCUUUGCCUUGAAUCGGAUCGGGCUAAUGAAUGGAUUGUCCAAGUAAGAAAACCAGAAAGAGAUAAAAGCCCAUACUAGAUUAUCGAGCACGAGCACGAGCCCAGUCCAGUCCGGGUUCUCCAACUGAAAUUUUAAAAAUUCGAAAAUGUAAGCUUCUCAUGUUUUCUACUAACUUGUCUUGCGGUUGCAAUCAGUAUCAGUUCCUCAAAUCAGUUCCGAACCCUAAAUCUCUUCUUGGACUGCGGCUUCGUAUUUGACGACGAAGCCAUCAUCCAAGGCCCCUCGUGAAGUACCCGGUCAUAAUCUUCCUUUGAACGGAACCGAACGAAAUAAUAUCCCAUAGUGAAAUCUCUCAACUCAAAAGGAAAAAAAAGGCUUGCAUAGAUCAUUAAGUUUCUAAUAAAGAUCGGAUCGGCCGCUGAAGGAUAAAUCGCGGGAAGUGGUGUUCUUUCUUUCGCGAGCGGUAAAUUAAUUAGGGGUUAGAAAUGAAUCCUGGAGUGGAUAAGAUAGUGAGGAGGACAACAAUGGUGGCCACCGUCGUCGCUUCUUAUUUCCUCUUAACUGCUGACUACGGCCCCGAGCCCAAUGUUCUUGAUCCGGUAAGUGAAUUAUGAGGAGCACCCUCUAUCCAAGUUUCAUCCUUUAGUUGCGUCUUUCAUCGAUUUAUCAGAAUAAGUGUUCUCCAUCCAAGUGAUUGCCGAAAUUUACCAUGAUUGCUUCUGGCUUCCAUGUGUUCGACGAUAUGUCUGUGUGGAAUACUGAACUAGGAAAACAACAAGCCUGACUUACUUGAUGCCCCGUCCGUAGCACGUAAUGGUUAAUCUUUCCCCCCAGCUUUAAGAUCCCCAAAUGGGACUAGGGUUGUCUCUCUUUGCUGGGUAGUCGGAAAGCCUCCAGUUUGUCUUCAUUAAACUUUGGUACUGGUGGCGCCGUCCUCGGUGUUACUAUUGAGUUGUAAACCUCAGUUGUCCAUUCUACUUCACAGUAAAUAAUGGUGUACUCUUUGAGUGUCCGAAUUUCCAUAUUCUUGUUGCAAGAAUCCUAGUUUCUUCCUUUACUUGCAUCUUUCACUGAUUAUCGAAUGAGCAGAGUUUUGCCAGUGUGACGUUUCCAUUGAGGCAGAGUUUUGCCCAUUGUAAUUAAUCCAGUUUUGCCCAUUAUAAUUAAUCCCGGUCCUAUCUAUCCGUUCAACUUUCGCUUGCUGUUCCUGACCAUUCUCGUCGCGUUUCCCUUGUUCCAGUUUCAUUUGCUGGGCGGCUCUCUUGACUGAACUUGUUAUCUCCUUGCAAUAUGCAGGUUAAGAAGGCAAUACGAUCUGCAGAGAAUUCAGUGAAAGAGUUCUUUGUUGGAUCGAAGAAAGACUCGUCACGGUAGUAGUCGAUGGCAGACAACUUGGAUCCCUUCCUCGAAAUGGCCACGAGUGACGGAUUAACUUUCUCUGUGUGUAAUUUAUUAGAAAGUAUCAGCAGAAAAGAUGGAAAUGAAUAAAGGGAGAGAAAAAUGGAACUAGCACAAGGGAACUAUAGGGUUGUCUAUAUAGUUCAGUUGAGUUUGUUCAUUUCUUUCUUGUGCCAGAUUUCCAAAAUGAAGCUAGCGGUUGUAUGGAUGCAGAAUUUUAAUAAUGAGUGACUUGGGUACAAAUUACUCAAUAAAUAACUAGGGUUUUA
Molecule: messenger RNA, 2726 nt
Organism: Linum trigynum
Lineage: Eukaryota; Viridiplantae; Streptophyta; Magnoliopsida; Malpighiales; Linaceae
Source: the annotation of a GenBank genome assembly